Ceutorhynchus assimilis (cabbage seed weevil) is the source of this 868-nucleotide messenger RNA. The record is from the annotation of a GenBank genome assembly. Lineage: Eukaryota; Metazoa; Arthropoda; Insecta; Coleoptera; Curculionidae.
AGCAGACGCCGUGCGUCUUCCUGUAACCAACGAAGCGUCGCGACGCCGAAUCAUUUGAUUUUCCAGCCUCAUAGGGUCAGGAGCUUUUUGUGAUUUUGUGCAAUUUUUCCAAAAAAAAAGUGUGUGUGCGUGUUUUUCUCGUCGAGUGCAAAAUGUCGAUUUGAUGGUAGCCAUGUGGCGGCUGCCUUCGAGAUGUCUACAAGAAGAAUUGUUGGUCGCUAGAAGACUUGGACAGCACUGCGUUUAUGGGAAAUUGUCGUCUAGCAGCAUGAUUUAUCAUGCCGCCACCCCCGCGGACUCUUAUCAGCUCCUGAACGCCGCCAGUCAGCGAUUGGUGGCUCAGGGCUCCGGCCAGAUCCAACUGUGGCAAUUCCUGCUCGAGCUGCUCGGCGAUUCGUCGAAUUCUGGAUGCAUCGUGUGGGAAGGCGCCAACGGCGAAUUCAAGCUGACUGAUCCGGACGAGGUGGCGAGAAGAUGGGGCCAGCGAAAAUCCAAACCGAACAUGAACUAUGAUAAAUUGAGUCGAGCAUUGAGAUAUUAUUACGACAAAAACAUAAUGUCGAAAGUCCACGGUAAAAGGUACGCGUACAAAUUCGACUUCCACGGUCUGAUGGCGGCUUGCCAAGCCCAAGUGCAAACUCCCGGCGACAUGGUACCCCAUUACAAGUACCAGAGCCACCAAAGCGAUCUGGCGGUGACCGCGAUGUUUUCUGGGAACCCCGGAAGUGGUAGGAUUCCUGGAACGAUUUUGCCUCAUCAGCAAGGGUUGUUCCAUUCGACGUCGUACUGGGCGUAUUCGUCCUAAUUGUAGUUUUUGAUGAAAAUAUUGUAAUAUUGGAUUGUAUAUAUAAUAUAAACUAGAUUUGUA